Messenger RNA from Psammomys obesus (fat sand rat), 2315 nucleotides. RefSeq names its product cytosolic thiouridylase subunit 1 (gene Ctu1). The transcript is spliced from 3 exons. Bases 99 to 1247 code for a protein of 382 amino acids. Gene Ontology annotation, molecular function: tRNA binding. The record is from RefSeq and is a predicted model, not a curated record. Lineage: Eukaryota; Metazoa; Chordata; Mammalia; Rodentia; Muridae. Gene Ontology annotation, biological process: tRNA wobble position uridine thiolation. Gene Ontology annotation, cellular component: mitochondrion; cytosolic tRNA wobble base thiouridylase complex.
GCGGCUUCCGCGCCAGGCUUCCGCGCCAGGCUUCCGCGUGGUAAGAUUGCCAUUCCACCCAGCGUACACAUCCCAAGCCACCCACUUCUCUUCCUGUGAUGCCCGCCCCGACGUGCUCCUCCUGCCACACGGCCCGAGCCGCCCUCCGCCGCCCGCGCUCCGGGCAGGCGCUGUGCGGCUCCUGCUUCUGCGGGGCCUUUGAGGCGGAGGUGCUGCACACGGUGCUGGCAGGGCGCCUGCUGCCGCGGGGCGCCGUGGUGGCCGUGGGCGCCUCCGGCGGCAAGGACUCCACGGUGCUGGCUCACGUGCUGCGCGAGCUGACGCCGCGCCUGGGCAUCACGCUGCACCUGGUGGCCGUGGACGAGGGCAUCGGCGGCUACCGCGACGCGGCGCUGGAGGCCGUGCGCAGCCAGGCGGCGCGCUGGGACCUGCCGCUCACCAUCGUGGCCUACGCAGAUCUCUUCGGGGGCUGGACGAUGGAUGCUGUGGCCCGCAGCACCGCGGGCUCCGGCCGCAGCCGCUCCUGCUGCACCUUCUGCGGCGUGCUGCGGCGGCGUGCGCUGGAGGAGGGCGCUCGCCUCGUGGGAGCUACGCACAUCGUGACAGGCCACAACGCUGACGACAUGGCGGAGACGGUGCUCAUGAACUUCCUGCGUGGUGACGCCGGGCGGCUGGCCCGGGGUGGAGUGCUGGGCUCCACGGGCGAGGGGUGCGCCCUGCCCCGGUGCCGGCCUCUGCAGUUCGCCUCGCAGAAGGAGGUGGUGCUUUACGCGCACUUCCGCCGCCUGCGCUACUUCUCCGAGGAGUGUGUGUACGCCCCGGAGGCCUUCCGAGGUCACGCCCGCGACCUGCUCAAGCGCCUGGAGGCGGCCCGGCCCUCGGCUGUGCUGGACCUCGUGCACUCCGCCGAGCGCCUCGCUCUGGCCCCCGCUGCACGGCCUCCUCCUCCAGGCACCUGCUCCCGCUGCGGGGCGCUGGCCAGCCACACGCUCUGCCAGGCCUGUGCGCUCCUGGACGGCCUCAACCGAGGCCUGCCGCGCCUGGCCAUCGGCAAGGGCCGCCGUGUGCUGCAAGCCGAGCCGCCAGCAGCGGGCAACCCGGGUCGGGCCACCAGUAACCCUGGAGCCCCACCGAAACCCUGCUCCUGCAAGCAACCCACAGACGAAGCCGGCCUGUGCGGGGGUGGAGAGGACCGGCCAGGAGCCACCUGUGUCUUACAGAGUGACCUGAGCGCCGCUGCGGAGUGACCUGAGCCCUGUGCUCUACCUUGCCCCGCGCCCUGGGAAGUGAUUGUGCCCUGCAGUGCCCCGCGCCCUGGAGGGACUUGUGCACCGUGAAGUGACUGCUCUUCGGUGCCCUGAGCUUCCGGAGCGACCUGUGUCCUGUUGGACCUGCGCUCUGCCGGCUGCCCUGCUUCCCUGUGGAGUGGCUGCACCCUGUAGAUUUACUGUCCAGUGCCCUGCAACCUGAGCCCUGUGAAGUGUCCACCCGGUGAAGGGACAUGCGCUGUCCAGCAGCCUGAACCUUGAAGUUGAGGGAGCCCCAGGCUACCAGGUCUGAGGGAGAACAGACCAACAAUCGUGCAUUCCUUGCACCUCUGUGGGGUCUCUGUGGGCUUAGGAUAGCCCUGGCCCUCAGUUUUGUUUCCCCAAGGGAGGCAAACAAAGUCACGUGAGUAUUAGAAACAUAUUCACAAUCAUCACUUUGCCCCUUUCAUCAAGACUUAGCUCUUGCUCCUAAGGGAAUCAGAGAACGUUUAUUCUGAACCAGAUGGGAGCAUCCAUGGCUGGGUGCAUGAAUUGAGGUUGCCGCAGAAGCAGUUACACAAAUAUUUACAGCCCUAAAACAAUAAAAAGUCAUUAAUCAAGACAUGGGCCAAAUACGCUGGGCGGACCUCAGACGGGCUCCAGCAAGGCUGGGGAAAUUCCUUCUGUGAGUCUCACACUAGCCGAUGACCUUCUUAGCCUGUCAUCUGCUGAGUUCACACAUUCCAAACCAAAUUUCUGUGGUUUUCACGCGGUUGUUGGGUCACUCUCCUGGCCUUCCGUUUUUGCUUUUAUUUUGUCAGCGUGACACAGGUUGGGAUCGUCUGGGAAAAUGGCCUGUAGGCAAGCCUGUGUGGCAUUUUCUCAAUUGAUGGUUGAUGUGGAAGGCCCAGCCCACUGUGAGCAGUUCAGUCCCUGGGCAGGUGGUCCUGGGCUGCAGGCUGGGCAAGCCGGGCAGCAGUGUUCUCCAUGGCCUCUGCCUUAGACCCUGCUCUGUAAUGGAGUGUGACCUGAGAGAUGUAAGUUGAAAUAAAACCUUUCCUCCCCACA